This is a messenger RNA of Colletotrichum orchidophilum, 1278 nucleotides long. RefSeq lists its product as uncharacterized. The record is from RefSeq and is a predicted model, not a curated record. Bases 1 to 1278 code for a protein of 425 amino acids. NCBI's taxonomy places the organism in Eukaryota, Fungi, Ascomycota, Sordariomycetes, Glomerellales, Glomerellaceae. The transcript is spliced from 3 exons.
AUGUCUGCUCCUGUGGAUUUGGCGCAGGAGUUGCACAGCUUCUGCAAUCGUCUAGAUUCCGAUUUUGACGCUGUCAGCUCCUUUCUCGACAAAGACGUUUCAUUUAGAGAUAAGUUCACAGCCGUGAUUUCGAGGUAUAUGGACCAACCCCGGACAGCAUCUGAUUUCGAGCCCAAUCCUGAACCGACACAUGCCGCAACGGCCGUGUCUCCCUGUAAAUGCGAUGGUGAGGCAGGCUCUGGAUCAGAUGGAAAUGUACCUAGCCGCUUGCCAGCUGCCUCCGUUGAAGCUGAUCCUGGAGCUGUCAGAGGCGCGUCGCCAAAGCGCAAAUUCGUAGAGGCUGAUGGGGCUGCCGCUCCGACUAAGCGAAUGAAAGACAGCAGAGCUGGACGCAUCCCACCGAUCGUCGCCAAGAUGGAGAAAAUCGGUAGCCCAGAGACUCUCGUACGCCUGUGGGCCAGCUGCAGGGCAUCGAGGACUCGAGUCCAGAGCAUCGUCAGUGGGACGCGUCAGAUCCUGCCUGUCGAACCGGGACGUGACAUGGACGGCCCAUCUGUGUUGGAGCGACUUGAUUCCCUCAAGGAGCAAGCGGCCGCAGCGAGUUCAAGCGUUCACUUUUCCAUUGCUAUCAAGCGUUUCCAUCAUGUUCAGAUGGUGCACUUAUACAACAGGGCGAGAGACCUGGACGAGACGAUUGUCGAGGCGAUAGAACAAGGCAGCGCAUCCCAGUCGCUGGUUGACCAAUUUGCUGAGAGGCUUUUCUCCAGCGACGCGUCCGCAGUAAAGCAGGCCGGCCGGGGCGCGGACCUGAAGAGGAAGCCGCUGAAGAGCGCCUUUAACAGGUGGCUGACCCUCGGGAAUAAGCUGACCACACUCGUUGCCAGGUACGGGUGCGGGGUCCUUCUACUCCUACCGGGCAAUUUGAAGAACGAAGACAUACGACGACUGCGCGAUGAUGAUCUCCUCGCGGUGCUGGACCGGAUGGAUGCGCGACUCCGAUUGAAAGACAGCGUUCAAGCUCUCACAGAGUUGCUUCCCAGUCUGGCCACAUGGGGAAUCCUGCCUGAGCCGAGGAUUGGCCUGGAAACGUGUGCAUCUGCGUCGCAAGUUCUAACACUAGCUUCGGAGCCCAUGUUUCUCGAGAGUCUGUUGUCUUGGUGUGCUGGCGCAGUAUCCGACGCCGAACUCGCCCUGUUGACGCAGCCCGCUUGCCAUCCGGCGAUUGAAAAGCACGGCAACACAGCCGAUGUGAACGAUCUUUCAUUCCACGCCGACUAA